GCAUUCUUUGAUCCGGCGCCGAUGCGGCGACACGAGAACGGCUAGGUGCGCUGUUGUGUGCCCAGCAGCAGCUUCCUCUCGCACUUUCCCUCUGUUUUGCCUCUUUCUCUCUCUCUCUCUCUCUCUCUCUCUCUCUCUCUCUCUCUCACCAACAUCUCCCGUGCAGUGCGCGUCGUUUCGUUCGCGAGGACAUGCAGUUGAGUCAGGGGCAGCGACUUUGGGCCCGCGCGUCGUCUGCUGAGCAAUAGGACCCCAAAACGCGCGCGCGUCGUCUGCUAGGGGAGGGCCGCUCUCCAGCAGCAGCAGUGGGAGCAGCAGUCUGGAUUGUUAUUCUCCGGUGCAUACGACGCAGUGACAGAGAAGAAAUAUUCACGUCGGCGAAUCCUCGGGAGUGAACAGUGUGUUGUUGAGGAGUGUGAACAGCAGCAGCAGCGAAGAUGCGGUACAGGAACAAGGAGAUAGAGACGACGGUCGUGGGUGACGAGAUAAUGGAGGAGAGCGGCAAGCUGCACAACGGGCGGAAGGACGAGGACGAGAUCCUCUCCGAGGAGCAGCCCGUCAGCACCGACAUACUCAACCCAUUCGUGCAUCGGCUCGAACUCGACACGACCUACGACAAGCUAAAGACGGCCUUUCUGACGAUAGCACUGCUGCCGAUCCGGCUGAUGGCUAUCACGGCCCUUGUGAUAAUGGCCUGGCUACUGGCUUGCGUCGGACUGCAUGGACUCUCCGAAGAGGACCUCAGACGUGCGCCCCUCAAGGGCUGGCGACGAGAGUUACGCAUGGUGGUCUGCUGGGUGAUGCGGGUGUUCUUCAUCUGUGGCGGCUUCCACUAUCUCAAGGUGAAGGGCCAACAGGCCGACACCAAGGAGGCGCCGAUACUCGCGCUCGCGCCACACUCCAGCUUCUUCGACGCUCUGCCGGUUGUCUACCUCGGUGGGCCUAGCAUUGUCGCCAAAGCUGAGACCGGCCGGAUUCCAUUCUUUGGGAAACUGAUUAACUACACACAACCUGUCUACGUAUGGAGGGAGGACCCCAAUUCACGACAGAACACCGUCAAGGAAAUCAUCGAACGCGCUACAUCCAAGGAAGACUGGCCACAGGUGAUGAUAUUUCCAGAAGGUACCUGCACGAAUCGCUCCUGUCUGAUAACCUUCAAGUCCGGCGCCUUCUACCCGGGUGUCCCAGUGCAACCGGUCUGCAUCAGAUACCCCAACAAGCUCGACACAGUCACCUGGACCUGGGAGGGACCUGGAGCGUUGAAGCUUUUGUGGCUGACCCUCACACAGCUGAACAGCAGUUGCGAGAUCGAGUUUCUCCCGGUCUACAAGCCGAGCGAGGCAGAAAAACUGGAUCCCAAGCUCUACGCUAACAACGUUCGCCGUCUCAUGGCUGAGGCUCUGCAAAUUCCAGUGUCGGAUUACACGUACGACGACUGUCGAAUAAUCAGCAAGGCGCACCAGCUGCACAUACCAAACGCUUCGACCAUCGUCGAGGCUCACAAGCUGCGCUUCAAGCUCGGUUUGCUAAAGGAGAACACAGAGGAGGAACUGGUGCACAAGAAGUUCGAGAGGUUCCCGGAGAUGGUCGAUUUCCACGAAUUCGCACGACUGCUCAGACUCGACGAGAACAAUCAGGCAGCUCAGCAUCUAUUUAAGAUUCAGGAUAAGCAUAAUCGAGGAACGAUCGACUUCGAGGAGUACAUUUUCACCGUCAUGGCGAUAGCCAAUGCCAAUACCGAACUCGACAUGGUCAAAGUAGCCUUUGAGGUAUGUAGUUCAAACGCGAAUUACAACCUGAGCGCUAUGGAGUUGCGGAAAGCGCUGCACCUGUCGCUGACCAUUGGUCCCGACGAGUCAGACAGGAUUUUCCAUCAGAUCCAGAGGGAGCACAAUUGCAACACUGCGAAUCACGAUCAAGUACUGUCGGUGCUGAGUACGCGGCCAGAGUUCCAGCACCUGUUCAGCGAGUGUUCCGAGGCGAAGCGGAAAAAGAGCAUUUGAGAACGCCUGUUUUCAAAAUCACGAAGUCCUCCAGUCAGCUCCAAGCGGCAUCAUCGUCAUCGCGACUCGCACAGCAAGCCUCUCGUGCACGAGUCCCUCUCCGGCGGCUUUACCCAAAUUGUCUAGCCACCAUACUUUAUCUGUAUUUCUCUCUCUCUCUCUCUCUCUCUCUCUCUCUCUCUCUCUUUCUCAAGCUCUUUCGGUUUUUACUACUCUAUAACGAUGCAGAGAGACGACGGCUAGAGGGAAUAAGGACACUCGGGUGUACUGGGAUUUUUUAGAGGCCUAACGUUUCGUUGACUUUGUGAAAAGAAAGCCAUUGAAAAAAAUUGUUCGAAAAAAAAACGAUGCCAAACAGACUCGAUGCCAAAGUCCCAGUUCACCCGUUCGCCGCGAUCAGGUGAAGCGUUUACUAUAUAGACGAAGCGAUGCGCGCGCGCGCGGUCGACUAUAUGAUUAUCUUGCGAAUCAUAUAUGCAUAUACUUAGACAAAUCAUACCCACAGACACAUAAACCGAUUGACAGAAAUUCGAGCUGAGAGGCGCGAAGGAAAAAUAGCUGUUCGAAAUGAGCCGUUGGCUCCGAUUCGCUCGAACGAGAUGCGAACGAGAGAAAGUCAUUUGGAUGAGCGACGCUCAACUCUUAUAGUAUACGGGCGCUUUACAUACGAAGAUAUACAUUAUUAUAUUACCAUUUUUUUGGCCUCCAGAACGAACUUUGCGGACAAUAUGUGGACUUGCGAUAAUGAUGUACUUUUUGUGGCAUUAACUAACAAUGAUUUUAAAAAAGCAAGCAGUUUUUAUCGUACAAUCAUUUGAUUUCAAUUUGUUUAACGCAUACACGUUUGUUUUAAAAAUAAAUGUUUUUACAAGUUUUCGAAGAAUUCGAUUGAAACUAUAAACAGCAUUUAUUACGGACAAAAUUCUGAGAAUUAAUUGGAUCUUCGAAACUUCCCAUCUCGCAUGGCUAAAGCUUCGGCGCAACGUUCGUUCGGAGGCACAGACUCUAAUAACGAAGAUUUUUCCCAAAACGAAGCCUGAAUUCACAGUCAUGUAAAUAGUAGCACUCUAUCGACGUAUAUCAGUAAUCAUAACGUCAUAAUUAUUAGCCGAUUCUAGUAGAGACGCGACACGCGGUUGAGAGUAAACAAAAAACAUAACAGUAGCGAUGAUGUUUCGAUUUCGAAAAGAAAGCACCGAUGCACUUGUUAUAAGAAUAAUUGUGUAAAUAGUCGACGAUUCCUCUUAUCUUUCAUUGUUUAUUAUAAUUAUUAUUAAUUAACUAAUUGUAUUGUAUUUAUAUAAUUGUCUAUAUUAUUGGUAUUUACACUUUGUGACUCACGUCGCAACCUGCAGAACUUGUAUUAUUUUAAUGGUAGUAUUUAUUGUGUAAGUUUAUUGUUUUUAACUUGUAACUAAUACCUGUACAGGCAAUCGUUGUUGAGUUUCUUAUUCUUUCAUCCAUAUUAUAUAUAACAUGUACGUUUUAAUUCAAGUUCGACGCUAUGUAACUGUCCAGAAUUACGUUAGAUAUAUAUUAUAUAGGAUAAUACGUAUACUUAUAUACAAUAAUCGACAUGUUUUCCUUUCGAAAUCGAAAAGCGCGAAUCGCUUAUAUAAGAUGUAAACAUUAAUAGGUCAAUAGAAAAAUAUUUUUAUAGGUUUUCAUUCCCGUUUAAUAGUAAUCGCGCUCAGGGUUUCGAAGGUUUCAGAGUUACUAGGAGUUUUGCCGGCAAUCGUCCAUUUUCAACAAGCGUUCGUUUCAUUUUUUCCUAAACGAAAAUCAUCAAAAAAUUCAUAAAACUCUACCGUAAUAAAUAACGUUUUUUCUGUGACGUAUAUUCAAAGCGUUAAAAGAUUCAGUGUACGAAUUUUCAACAUCAAACCUUAUUUUUAGUGAAAAUUUCAUCCAAAACUGCGCGACCAAUUUCUCACAGCAGGCAGCAAGUAAAUCAUUACGAAAAACAGAUGCAAAAUUUUUUGAUAGAAAGCCACGACAAAUCCCUAGAAAACUACACACGAUGCAUUACACGUAUAUAUGCGAAAGACAAGUACCGUUAACUAUACGUAAAUACACGCGCGUUUCUAGUUGUUGAGGAAUGAGUGCAACCAUAUACGGUUCGUCGCUCGAGAACGGACACAUCUUGCAGUAUUUAAUAAUUCAAUCCAAGAUUUUAAUGAGAGACGAGUGCGUAAAGGGUAAUAAUUAUACCCACAUCUAUUAUCUAGUUGAAUCAAGAAAAACGAUAGUAAAAACAUAAGAAUACAUGAUCAAUCACAAGCGAUUAAUCGCAUACCUUGUAUUGUAUUCGAAAAAAGGUACUUAAUUGAUCAAUUGACCUAAAAAAAUUAAUGCACGUGCUACUAAUUAUUUUGAAGGAAAAGUUAUGUCACUUGAAAAUAGUAGCGAGCGCGAGGAAAUAAAUCGCGAGCUUAAAUAAUAUUACAAAGGAACAUUUUUUAAUAUGAAUUAUUUAUGAUAUUCUACGUAAUCGAUGCGCAGCUGUAGCUCACGCUCGUGAAAUCUUACAAGUUCAAUUUGUGCAUAUGAGUUAGCCCUUCGAUUAUUGCAUGAUUUUAUAAAAUAAUUUGCCUGUGUACUUUUCGUCUUUGUUUAUUUUUAAUUUUUAAAAACGAAGUUUUAGUUUUCGAAGCUAGUAAGCUUCACGACAGCUAUUAUGGGAAGAACAUUUGUUUGUUAAGUGACGAAGAGAUAUAAUGUAUUUAUUAUUCAUUUAUUUAUUCAGACGUAUUACGCGUUCACGUGCGUAAUAAUUGUAUAUAACAAAAAUUAAAUAUUCUUACAAAGAACUGCAGAUGAGUAGCUUUCAUUUUUCCUUAAAACGUACAGAAAAUGAUCAAGGUAAGUUUGAAAUAAUAGUUCCUCUACAGUUAACAAAUACUUUUAUUGCUAACUCAAUUUUAUUUUAUACACCAUAUUUCUUAUCGCGGCAUUCGAUAUAAUAUUCAUUCGAAUAUCGAACGGCAAAAGUAAAUUUAAUAUAGGUUUUCAAGUACUCUGUAUAAAUACAAUAAAAUUUUAUAAAAAAAAAAAUAGUUACAAAAACAAUUAUAAGCAGCAUACAUCAAAGAUUUGGAGUACAAUGUUUUCAAUUUUACAUAAAGACAAAUAAUCGCAACUUCUUCGGAAAAUAUUGUACACAAUAAAAUCACAAUUAGAAAAACAUUAAAA
This is a messenger RNA of Nasonia vitripennis (jewel wasp), 5195 nucleotides long. It is a transcript of the gene LPCAT, whose product is annotated as lysophosphatidylcholine acyltransferase. The record is from RefSeq and is a predicted model, not a curated record. NCBI's taxonomy places the organism in Eukaryota, Metazoa, Arthropoda, Insecta, Hymenoptera, Pteromalidae. Bases 438 to 2003 code for a protein of 521 amino acids. The transcript is spliced from 11 exons.